This is a messenger RNA of Heteronotia binoei (common prickly gecko), 1302 nucleotides long. RefSeq names its product POU class 3 homeobox 4 (gene POU3F4). The record is from RefSeq and is a predicted model, not a curated record. NCBI's taxonomy places the organism in Eukaryota, Metazoa, Chordata, Lepidosauria, Squamata, Gekkonidae. Gene Ontology annotation, molecular function: DNA-binding transcription factor activity, RNA polymerase II-specific; RNA polymerase II cis-regulatory region sequence-specific DNA binding. Gene Ontology annotation, biological process: regulation of transcription by RNA polymerase II; brain development. Bases 91 to 1302 code for a protein of 403 amino acids. Gene Ontology annotation, cellular component: nucleus. The transcript has a single exon.
GUCGAUGUCAAAGGCUGGCCGCGGCUCCCUUCGCCGCAGUCGCGCGAGCCGGGGGGGAGCUGCAGCCGCAGCCGCGCCGCCGCCUGCAGCAUGGCCACGGCCGCCUCCAACCCCUACAGCCUGCUGGGCUCGGGCGCCCUGGUGCACGGCGGAGGCGGCGGCGGAGGCGCGGAAGGGGCCACGGCGGGCAUGCAGCAGGGCAGCCCCUUCCGCGGCGGCGGCGGCGGCCCCAAGCUCCUGCAAAGCGACUACCUGCAAGGCGUGCAAAGCAACGGGCACCACCCGCUGGGCCACCACUGGGUCACCAGCCUGAGCGACGCCGGGCCCUGGGCCGCUUCCCUGGCCGGAGGGGGCGAGCAGCCCGACGUCAAGCCCGGCCGCGAGGACCUGCAGCUGGGCGCGCUCCUCCACCACCACCGCGCCCCCCACGCCGGCGGCGGCGGCCACCCCUCGCCCCACCAGCCCAACGCCUGGGGGGCCAGCCCCGCCGCCCACCCCAACGGCCAGCCGCCCGCCCUGCACGUCUAUGCCCAGGCCGGCUUCACCGUCAGCGGCAUGCUGGACCACGCCGGCGGCCUCACCCCGCCGCCGCCGCCCCCGCCGCCAGCCUCGGUCGCGCCGCAAGGGGGGCUCCAGCCGCAGCAGCAGCAGCACCCGGGGCUGCGCGGCGCCGACGACCCCGGCAGCGACCUCGGCGGCCCCCACUGCCCCGGCGACCACUCGGACGAGGAGACGCCCACGUCGGACGAGCUGGAGCAGUUCGCCAAGCAGUUCAAGCAGCGGCGCAUCAAGCUGGGCUUCACGCAGGCCGACGUGGGCCUGGCGCUGGGCACCCUCUACGGCAACGUCUUCUCGCAGACCACCAUCUGCCGCUUCGAGGCCCUGCAGCUCAGCUUCAAGAACAUGUGCAAGCUCAAGCCCCUGCUCAACAAGUGGCUGGAGGAGGCCGACUCCACCACCGGCAGCCCCACGGGCCUCGACAAGAUCGCCGCGCAGGGCCGCAAGCGCAAGAAGCGCACCUCCAUCGAGGUGAGCGUCAAGGGCGUCCUCGAGACCCACUUCCUCAAGUGCCCCAAGCCCGCCGCCCAGGAGAUCUCGUCGCUCGCCGACAGCCUCCAGCUCGAGAAGGAGGUCGUGCGCGUCUGGUUCUGCAACCGGCGCCAGAAGGAGAAGCGCAUGACGCCCCCCGGCGAGCCCCCCCCGGCCGCCCCCCACGAGGUCUACGCCCCCCAGCAGCAGCAGCAGCCCCAGCCCCCCCACCCGGGCAAAACGGACCCCUCGCCCUGCCACGCCGACCUCUGA